Molecule: messenger RNA, 1614 nt
Organism: Dreissena polymorpha
Lineage: Eukaryota; Metazoa; Mollusca; Bivalvia; Myida; Dreissenidae
Product: caspase-2-like
Exons: 9
Coding region: 131-1426 (431 amino acids)
Biological process (GO): regulation of apoptotic process; proteolysis
Molecular function (GO): cysteine-type endopeptidase activity
Source: RefSeq, a predicted model, not a curated record
CCGCUCCUGAAUACGGUGUGAAAAAUAAUUCCCUUGUGAAACUUGAAAAAGAAAAAAAAUACUUUCGAUUUGCAGGGAAUAAUUACUCAUUAGAUGUGUUCAUGAAGUUAGGUCUCAGACAAGAAUAAGCAUGCAGCAGGAGCACCGGAACCUGUUGGUCAAGAAUAGGACCUUGAUAAUAGAGAACAUGGCCAACCCACUAGACGUCACUGACAUGUUGUAUGAGAAAAACAUCUUCACGGAUGCCAUGAAGCAAGAUGUUGAGGCACAGAGAACAAAGAUUGAGCAGGUGCGGAAAAUUCUUGAUCUUGUACCAAAGAGAGGUCCAAAAGCAUUUGAAGUGUUUUGUCACACAAUGGUUGAGACACACAACUACUCAAUAGCUGCCGCCCUUGGGGUGCAAGGUCAAGGUCAUGUCAUAGCACAACCAGGCGCUGAUCUGCCAGAGGAGUGGCCAAAUGAGAAAGCGAUGUCAGCUCCAGUUAUUGUUGAGCCAUGUAAUGUGCACUCUGACCUUGUCCGACAAAACUGGCACAACCCUAAUGUUUAUCCAAUGAGAAAAGCAAUACGUGGAAAGUGCCUCAUCAUAUCAAAUAAAAUCUUCACUAAAUCUGAGAUUGAUUCUGAAGGCGUGUUUCGCAAUGUACUUCGUCACCGAUAUGGAACAGAAAGAGACGUGGAGAAGUUAACAGAAUUAUUCUCGCAGUUCCAUUUUGAAGUUAUUGUAAAGGAAGAUCUACAGCGAGAUGCAAUGUCCAGAGUUCUUUUCCAAUUUUCUGCUGACAAGUCCCUGAUGGACUCUGACUGUUUUGUGUGCAUCAUAUGCAGCCAUGGAACAAGGGAGGGAAUCUAUGGUACUGAUGGUGAGAUUAUACCAAUUGAGGAGGUUACAUCUCAUUUCGAUGGUGAACACUGCCCCCAACUCCAAGAGAAACCAAAACUAUUCUUCAUUCAGGCUUGUCAAGGAGAGAAGUAUGACCGUACAGAGGAGGACCAAGGUCCAGAUAUCAGUAAGGUGGUAAAAGAUCUCAAGAAUAUUCGCCUUGAAGACGGCGCCAACAGAACUGACGCUGAAGGUGACAGAUCACCACACACUGCUACAGCUACCGACGCGGUUGGUGAAAUGCAGCCCAUUAACACCAGGACCCGCGUGUCCAUUAAACAAGACAUUCUGGUGGCAUGUGCCACACACCCAGAUUUUGUUUCAUUUCGGAACGAAUUAUACGGAUCCUGGUUCAUACAAGCAGUGGUGUACGUUUUCCAGAAAUAUGCCCACAAAGAAUCCCUGGUUGAAAUGUUAACUAUGGUCAACAAGGUUGUUACCACUGGUAGAACAGGAACAGCAACCCAGUGCUCUAAAUAUGAGACCUCGCUCACAAAGAAGUUCCUCUUCUUCCCAGGAAUUAUUGAAAAUGCCGGAAGCUGAGAAACAUACGGGUCUCGCUCGGGAAAAACGCGAUUUAAUGCAUAUGCGUAAAGUGUCAUCCCAGAUUUGCAUGUGCUGUCCGCGUUUAUAUUGGCCUUGGUAAAGUACCGGUAUAUGAAGUGUUUAUUGUCAGAAAUUGGUGAUAUUUUUAUGUGUUUUUGUAUUGAAUAAAACCUUUAUUUUGUGCA